AUGCGGUUUUUCGCUUCUGUUCUGACGGCUUCCGUCUGUGUUCUCUGGACUGAGGCAGCUACCCACGACGCCAUCUCCGGUCAGAAGAAAGCCGACUGUGAUCAUCCGGCGAAAUGUGAAGUCGGCGAGAACCUAACCUGUUUCCACAAUACACUGAGCUACAGUAGCACGAGCUUGGAACUGGUUGACGAUGUGGAGAACUUGCUGAGUGUUGACGAAAAACUGGAACAAUGGAAGACAGCCCUCAGUAGGAUACCCCGAUGCUGGAGACUGGUGCAGCCCUUGCUUUGUUCAUUGUAUAGACCCCCUUGCACGAACGGAUCGGUCCCGUUGCCCUCUUACAUACUGUGUGACCGAGCUCGCACCGCGUGCAGAAUCGCUGCCACCCGGGGGAUUCAAUGGCCACAUUUCCUCAGCUGCGAAAGGGAUAUCUUCAGGAAAGAAUGCAAGCACGACGUAAAAACUUUCCGCAUCCCGUCCAACGUCACUAGGGAAUGCAUGUCCCCUCUAGUGUACACGGCAAAUCAAGAAUCCUGGUAUCCCGAAAUCGACGAGUGCGGGAUAUCUUGUCGACAGCACCCGUUGCUCUCGACCGGCGAGCAGUCUUCCAUGCACGAAUUCGUCGUCUGGAUUACUGCGCUGUCCGCAACCUGCUGCCUCCUCAGUGUUGCGACCUAUCUCACCGAUUGGGAGUCUUCGAAAAAAUACCCAGCCGUGACCGGGUUCUACGUCAGUGUCUGCCUGUUGAUAGUCUGCGUUGGGUACUCGGCGCAGUUCUUCGUCGGAGCUGACGGCAUCCUGUGCAAGAAAGAUGGAACCAUCCGUCAGGGGGAGCCCAACGCUGAGGAAAACUUCGCGUGCUUGACAGUUUUCAUAGCGUGCUACUAUUUCCUCUUCGCUGCUUUAGCCUGGAUCGUGGUAAUGUGCUACGCCUGGAGCGAAUCCCUCUUGCGUUCCUCGUCUCGGGGAGGUAUCAGCGAAGGCCACACCACCCAUAUUAUCGCGUGGUCCAUUCCAUUCAUGCUCACCCUGACCGCGAUGGCGGUAUCGGAAGUUGAGGCCGAUUCCGUUUUGGGAAUCUGCUUCGUGAGUCAGAACUCCAUCUACGCUCGUCUAGGCUUCGUUUUGCUCCCGAGUUCCAUUGGCAUACUAUUCGCGUUCGCUCUGUUGGCCCGUCUCGAGUACAAGCUAAUGAAAUUGAAAAGCAAAUCCUACGACGAAAACACACAGCGCAGUGCCCUGGACGAUAAGACGCUCGAGAAUGUCGAGAAAGCCAUUCGCUGGCUCUGCAUAGUGUUGGUAUUCCUCUCUUUGCUGCUACUGGUGAACCUCUACUGCCACAUCUAUGAGUUCCGUCACGCUUCAGCAUGGAGACGAUCUCUUCGAGAACACCUUUCGUGCCGAGCGAACUUGCGUCACAACAGCGGCGAGCUCUUCAACAACGAAAUCGUCACCUGCGAACCCAAGAGCAAACCAAGCAUCGCGAUGCUGAAGAUACAUCUGAGCGUUUUUUUGUUCGCCUGCGUGGCAAACCUCCUCGCAACUCUGCACUUGGUCGCGACUGACGCAUGGACCACGCUUCGUAAGAAAAUCGGGGACCCCCCAGCCGUGACCUCGCGACAUUUGAAGAAAAAGAACCUUAUCGCCGACGCUUUCGAGAUUCUGCGUAGGGAGCAAGAGGCGGAAGAGGAGGAUGGAGCCCCGGACUCCGUAUCCCAGAGUUUCCAGCCGGGCUGGCCAGGCGUUCUUCAACCACUGAGAGUGGUUCCGUCGCCGGCCAUGAUCGCCCGGAGGUAUUCGUCCACGAGCGACGUGAGUCGACAAGCCGCAACCUGGGCACAGACCAUGGCUCGUAAGAGGAAAACGCGUAAGGAAAGAGAUCGUCAUCGAGUGGUCGAGAAAACGACCUCGACCGGUGACCUCGGGGGUCCAUACGGUGUCACCACCCCGCUCAUACCUCAGAUCGCGGCCGCCUUACCCAUGGUCAAUAAAUGUUUCACGAACAAGAAGAAUCUCAUAAAUCCACCUUUCACUCACGGGAUGUCGGGUGAAUCGCGGAACAACAAUCUCAGUCCUUUCCGCCCGAAAUUCCCGUCCAUAUCCCCUCGUUCGGUCUCGCAAUCGCCGUUGAAAGCCGUAUACGCUACGCCCUCAACACAAGCUCCGAUCGCCUAUAUUCCACCCAUGUUCCCGGUUCUCAACCCUUACACCGGAUAUCCAAUCAAUCCGUAUUCGCCGUUCUAUAUGCCGCCACCGCAUAUGAUGGCGACAGCGAUGUGCAACGAAUUUGUGCCUUUCCCAGACGUGGACAACAUCAAGUCUCCUCUGAUACCCUUGCGGGCCCAUGAGACCGGUAGCGAAGCUUCGUUCAAGAUGCCGCUGCCGUCCGACACUGAGUACGAUACUGAGGCUUACAGACCUCAAACAGCAAUACCGAGAGAUGCUCGACAACCGAGAUCUGGAAAGUUGUCAGUGAUGCCAAAAAAAACUAGUGGUUUCUUCAGCAGCUGAUCCAGAGACCAGCUCUCUUCCUGAGUGUACAAAAUCAUCCUUUGUGUUGUAUAUAUGAUGUACCUAAUAAAAGAGGGGACAAAUUCUCAAUCAU
Molecule: messenger RNA, 2605 nt
Organism: Galendromus occidentalis (western predatory mite)
Lineage: Eukaryota; Metazoa; Arthropoda; Arachnida; Mesostigmata; Phytoseiidae
Gene: smo
Product: smoothened, frizzled class receptor
Exons: 1
Coding region: 1-2511 (836 amino acids)
Biological process (GO): pattern specification process; smoothened signaling pathway; central nervous system development
Cellular component (GO): plasma membrane; cilium; dendrite
Molecular function (GO): transmembrane signaling receptor activity; patched binding
Source: RefSeq, a predicted model, not a curated record